Messenger RNA from Diaporthe batatas, 3184 nucleotides. RefSeq lists its product as uncharacterized. The transcript is spliced from 9 exons. Gene Ontology annotation, molecular function: protein binding; ADP binding. The record is from RefSeq and is a predicted model, not a curated record. The coding region runs from base 131 to 2467 and encodes 778 amino acids. Lineage: Eukaryota; Fungi; Ascomycota; Sordariomycetes; Diaporthales; Diaporthaceae.
UUCGUCCUCAUCAGUAAGAAGUUGACCCCGCCCGCUCGCGCUUUUGCCUGACCUAGCAGUAGCACAAAGCAAAACCCUUUUUUUCUGCAUCUUUCUUGACUUUUGGUCUCUUUGGGCCGCGCGAGUCCCCAUGGAUCCAGAAGACCUCGGACAAUUUUUUGCGAGCCAUUGGCAGGCGACCUGUCAGAAUAGCCGGAGCUCAUUGGAGCCAAACGACCUUAAAGAAUUGGCACGUCUCAAUUCAUGGGGUGCACUGCAAUCUCUGCUCCAGGAUCCCGCUAAUCGCGAAAUUGCACGGGUCCUGCCCGCUCUGAGCCAUCUGAAAACCUUCGUAGGUGUUUUUGAAACACAACUUGGCGCGGAGUUGGAUGCGGCCUUCUUUUGGGGAGUUCUGGGGAUUUUGAUUCAGGUUUCAUGUGAAAGCCCAGGAGCAACACGAACUGUCCAGCGGGUCCUGAAAUCCAUUGGGUACAAGGCCGAUUCCUUCAAUCAAGUCUGUUGUGCCACCACGCCCGUCAUGACUGGUCAGAUGAAAGAAGCCUGUUUUGAGAUGCAUAUACAGCUGCUUGAAUUCUUCAUUGAUGCCAUCAAAUGUCUCCGAGGGGAGUUCUCUGAUGCCACGUUCGAAAGCUUGAAUGGGCACUGUGAAGACCCUUUGGUGGUUUUGGAGCAGCGUUUCCUCAAAGCUAACCGCGACCUCAACGACGCAAUCUCUUGGGUUGAGAAAUUGGCUCAGUACAGCCCGCCUCGCGGGACAAUCCAAUCUGUAUCGAACCACUCGCCUUCGCCAUCCCGACCAACCCUCUUACUGUCGCAGACAAGGAUACUGCCUGGCCGUUUUUUCGAUCGUGUGGAUGUCUUCGAAAGACUCGACCAAAUAUUCGAGCGCCAGGAGCGUCGCACGCCGUUCAAGGCUGUUGCUCUGUGGGGACUAGGGGGUGUGGGAAAGAGCUCCAUUGCAAUUAGCUAUGUCGAUCUCAAAGUCCAACAGAAGCAAUACGAUGCCAUAUUCUGGGCGAAUGCGGAGAAUUCUGCAUCCCUGCGCCAGAGUUUCACAGACUUUGCCAUGAAGCUCAAGUUACCUGGAGCACGCCCAAACAGCCACGAUGAGAACCUCGAACUUGUUCAAGAAUGGUUUCAAUCUACUGAGGAUGCCUGGCUUGCGGUAUACGACAAUGUGUCCUCUGCAGACAUCCUGCAGCGCUUCUGGCCAGUAUCGAAUCACGGUUGUGCUAUCAUGACCACAAGGAAUCCAUCACUUGCUUUCGAUCAUACCAAUGACAGCAUUGAAGUCACUGCGUGGGAUCCCAAUAUGGGCUCUAGGUUCCUGAUCUUUUUGUUGAAAAGACAGAUUGGCAGGGACCUUGAUGCAGAAGGUGUGUCUGCCUUAGAGCUCUCCAAGCGGCUGGAUGGACAUGCCCUUGGCAUCACACACAUGGCGGGACUGAUACAGCGACGGUCCUGGUCGAUCUCUGACUUCAUGAAAUUCUAUAUGAAAAAUCCUCGGCGAGCUCAUACAUCUGAACUUCAGUCUUUGUGGGAAUUCUCCUUCAAAUCCCUGGACAAAGACAGCCGAUCAUUUUUGGGGGUCAUUUCAUUUCUAAUGCCGGAUAGUAUUCCUCAGUCCCUCUUUGAACUGAGAGAAGAGGAUCUGCCGGAGAGCAUCAAGUUCCUCUCAGAUGAGUUCAGCUUCUGGGAAACGAUCGAAAGCCUACUCAUGCUAUCUUUAGUCAAAAGAAACCGCGACACAGGCGUAUUUUCUGUUCACCGAAUGGUUCAAACACAAUUUCGCUACUUUCUUAGCGCCGAAGAGUUACAGCAAGCCUUCCAAGACACUAUCAACCUGGUACAUCGAAUCUUUCCCAGGCAGGAAGAGGAGAAGGAUCAACUGUAUGAUCAAUGGGAUCAGUGCAAUGCCCUCCUGCAACAUGUCAUCUUUCUCAAAGACUGUUUCCAGGAAUGUUAUAAGACAACUGUUCCUCUCAAGGCUACAUGGGAGUUCUGUGACUUGCUAAUACAAUGUCAGAGAUAUCUUUUCGAGGUCAACCUCCUUGAAGAGCUCCAGGCAAUGUGCGAGGUCAAUCUGAAUGCUGCGAAGACUCUGAACGAUGCCAGUCACUGUGCAGAUGUUACGGCAUCCACCCUUUCUCAUCUUGCUCAAUUGCAUGAGACACUGGGAAAUGCUGAAAAAGCAAUCGAACUGAACCGACAAGGGCUCAGUCUGCGUCUCAGCGAGGAACCAAAAAAGCUCGUGCUUAUCUCGGGCUUCGAGAACAAUCUUGGCGUUGCGUACAGCACUGGAAAUGAUCACGAAAGUGCUUUGAUUUGGUUGGAAAAGUCUCUUUCAAAUUGGAGUAAGGCCUGCGAGCUACAAGGAAAACCUAGUUAUAAAGACCCAGUGAUCAUGGCAAAUAUCGGUCGCUGUCUUGUCUACCAGGGCAAGCCAGUUGAAGCCAGGGGAAGGUAGACUUUGCGAUCGGGGAGCUCAGGAAGACCAAGCCAUUGAAUUGGGGAGCCUUGGCAUAUGCCUGUUUUAUCUUGGGCUUAAUCGACACCUUGCAGGGUAACUUGGAGUCAGCUGAGGCACACCUCAUCAAUGCCCAGAAUAUAUGGCUUCAGGGAGACCAUACAAGAUUGCAUCCGUUCAACGGAGGGUGCAUGUACAAGAUAGGCCUAUGCUGCCUUUCCCAAGGAAAAACUGAAGCGGCUGUGAAACACUUGCGAGAUUCGUUGGAGGUGACACGUUUUCACAAGGAAAGCUUGCCACUGGAGCAUGCUAGGAAUCUCUAUAAGCUUUCUGAAGCCUUGACACAGGAUAGUCCUGAUGACGUGUUAGGGCCGGAGAAGCUACUACAGGAAGCAGAGUUGUACUUGAAGAAAGGCAAGCUUGAUCAUGUCUCAGGAGGAAUUGAGGAGGCUUGUGCACGGAUGAUUAAUAUUUCCUGGCGUUGACUCAAAUGGUAAUGAUUGUGUGCGGGACGAGGCUGAGGCCACGUGCCCUGUCCUCUUACACUGUUAUUGUAAUUGCGCUUCUUCAAACGCUGAGUCUUUGAGCGUUGACUAUUGCGUGAAGGGACCGUACGACUUUGGGAUGUAUACGAAUUAAAAACAAAUCCACACAAAUCUAUGUAGGGUACAUGCUUACAUGCCCACUGUCUACUGUUUAUGCUGCCCGUACUACCCG